GCUCUCUCGCUCUCUCUAUCCCUCCCUCUCCCUCCCUGUCAGCCUCGCUCCUUAGUGAUACGUUUACUUUAACACACUGCAGUGAGGGUGACAAGAAACGGGGGGAAAGGAAAAAGAAAUCAGGGAAAACGGGGGGGAAGACGGAGUAGGAUAACACGCUCGACAGUGUCGGAAAGAUGGCAGCCAUCAGGAAGAAGCUUGUAAUCGUGGGGGAUGGAGCUUGUGGAAAAACAUGCCUACUCAUUGUCUUCAGUAAAGACCAGUUCCCUGAGGUCUAUGUUCCCACUGUAUUCGAGAACUACAUCGCUGACAUAGAGGUGGACAGCAAGCAGGUGGAGCUGGCACUGUGGGACACAGCAGGUCAGGAAGACUAUGACCGCUUGCGGCCCCUUUCCUAUCCUGAUACGGAUGUCAUCCUCAUGUGUUUCUCCAUCGACAGUCCUGACAGUUUGGAGAACAUCCCAGAGAAGUGGACUCCGGAGGUGAAGCACUUCUGCCCCAAUGUGCCCAUCAUCCUGGUGGGAAACAAGAAGGACCUGCGCAACGACGACCACACGCGACGGGAGUUGGCCAAGAUGAAGCAGGAACCCGUUAAACCGGAGGAGGGAAGGGACAUGGCCAACCGCAUCAGUGCCUUCGGCUACCUGGAAUGUUCAGCCAAGACCAAGGAUGGGGUUCGGGAGGUGUUCGAGAUGGCCACCAGGGCGGCGCUGCAAGUGCGCAAGCGCAAGAAGAGGGGUGGCUGCCUGCUGUUGUGAGGCAGGGUGGCUGGACGCCAGUCAGCAAUUGUCACCUACCCCCCCAAAAAAAAGCUACCCCUCCCAAAAAAAGCAUUGUUGUACUGAAUCUUACAUUUCACGCCAAAAAAAGUGUGGGAAUGCAUACGCACAUAUGAAAGACUGGGCUUCAUGAUGGGUUAGGAAUUGAUAUUUUUGAAGUUGUUUAUUUUCUGGGUUUUUUGUUCUUGAUUACACUUCCCCCCUCCCACCAUAAUAUCUGCCAAUUUGUACAAUGCAGGAAGGUUAAUAAAUUUGUUGUAUGACUGUGUACACAGACAAGUGGCUCCACCAAUGUCUGUCUUAUGACUUCCCCCGCCCCCUGGUAUGAGUUUCACACAUCGGUGGGUGAUGUACAAACUGAUCUGGCGGUCUUUUAAAGACCACAUUCAGCAUCACAGCAGAAAUGGUAGUAGGGUGAAAAUCUUUUAGACCCAGUGAAUUAUGAGCCUGCAUGGAAUUGACCUAUUUUCAGUGUCAAUGAAAAACCUCCCCUGCCCCUUUCCUUUCUGUCGUCGGCCCUGGGUGUGAUUGCAUCCUCGGCUCGCCGAUACAGCUGGUAACGAGGGAGGAAAAUGGGUUAUUUUCAGAGCACAGUCACAUCCGUGUUCCGUAGUCAAGGAAUGGCAAGGCUGCAGAUCGUCUGCCCAAGUCUGUCGGUGGUGAAACGACGUGAUGUCCUUUGUCUCCAAGACACCCGCUGCACGUUCAGUUUCAGUUGCCGCUGAUGUUGCCAAUCGUUUUAUUUAUUUCUGCCAGACAUGCUCAAAAGACCAUUUAGAAUACAAGAGGAAAACGUUUCCAAAGCUGCACGAGUACAAGGCUGACAGGAACACAAUUAUUAACAGUUCUUUUAAUUUAAACCAUACUGCAGGGGGCUAUUCUGUUUAGAGGAGGACACGCAAUUAUUACAACCCAAAGUUUCAGAACUGUCUGUGGUCCUUCCCAAUGGGUCUGAUCCAAUGGAAGAUUAAUCCUUUGCAAAUGUAAAUGUAUUAGUCAUGUGUCAAACAAGGCCUGACCGCCCAGUUUUCACACAGAUGCCAAAUAAAGGUAUGGUAUGUCAUGUCUUAAGUUGAAAUUUCCAAUAAUUUUCAUGUUUACUUGGGUACACUCAGCGUCUUACUGGCAGAGUUGGAGACAGCCCCCCAGGUGGGAGUACCUCUCCUCUGCUAAAUCCUGCCGCUUUCGCCUGAUUUCCAAAUCUGUCAUUACCAUCUAAAACGCUUAUCUGUGUAUUAAUCACUUUGAAAAGGCACCACUUAAUGGUGAUAAUAAAGUGGGUGGGGAAUUAUUUUUGGACAUUUAAUUAAACAUGCUUUCCAGUAUUUAAUCUUUGUCCUUUUUUCCCCUUUAGAUAUCGUACUUCAUGUACCCAAUAAUCUCAUCAGCAGUCAGUAUGGUGUGCUUAGAUAAAAUGAAACCCAUCAUGUAACUUUGCUUUUUCUUCAAUAAAAGGCCCUCCUGUUUUUGAGGAGCAGAUACA
Paramormyrops kingsleyae is the source of this 2262-nucleotide messenger RNA. RefSeq names its product rho-related GTP-binding protein RhoA-D. Gene Ontology annotation, molecular function: GTP binding; GTPase activity. NCBI's taxonomy places the organism in Eukaryota, Metazoa, Chordata, Actinopteri, Osteoglossiformes, Mormyridae. The record is from RefSeq and is a predicted model, not a curated record. Gene Ontology annotation, biological process: small GTPase-mediated signal transduction.